This is a messenger RNA of Chrysoperla carnea, 796 nucleotides long. RefSeq lists its product as uncharacterized. Bases 1 to 771 code for a protein of 256 amino acids. The record is from RefSeq and is a predicted model, not a curated record. The transcript has 2 exons. Lineage: Eukaryota; Metazoa; Arthropoda; Insecta; Neuroptera; Chrysopidae.
AUGAAAUCGCUUACAACAAGUAUUUUUGUUAUUCUUACAUUAACGAUAUUGGGAGUUAAUUCAUCAGGAUUAACAAACUCUGCGCGAUUAAGUUCAGCAGGAUUAGCCGCUGGUUCACGUGGUCUCAGCAAUGUAGCCCAAUCUGCUGUGGCGGCAGCAGCCACUUCAAUUGUUGGUACCCUUGAUGUUGCCGCACCUGCUCUUGCGAGCGCUAUCAGCGCAGCUUGCGCGAAAGCUACAGCUGAUGUACAAGCUGCUGCAACCAAAGAAAAAGCUGCAAUUGAUGCUGCAUUAGCGGCAAUGAAAGGUGGUUUUUUACAAAUUGAAGGAUGUAUAGAAAUUAGUGUAAAUGCAGCUGAAGCAGCUAAAGCGUUAACAUCGAGUGUUAAAACAAGAUUAGUUUCUGCAAUUGAUGGGGGUGCAGAAAAAAUUCAAGGAGAUGUAGCAGCUGGCGUUGCAAGUCUAAAUGUUGCCUUACAAGCAGCGAAAGAAAAAACUAUUGCUGAUGCACUUGAAGGUGCUGAAGCAAAACGAGCUGCUAUCCAAGAAGCUGUACAAUCUUUAGUAAUGAAUAUGAGACGUGAAGCAUUUGAUGGUAUUGGAUACAACGCAAUAGUUGCUGAUGGUGCAGCCAUAAAUGAUGUACUUGCUAGCCGUGCAACUGUAAUGGGGAGUAACUUAAGAGCUGGUCGGAGAAUAGCUGGUGUUCAAGCAUUACCACUUGCAGGACUUGGUGCAUCAAUGGGAAUGGCAUCCCAUGCUAUACCUUAAAGCGAUUUUUUUUAAAUAAUUUAUG